Messenger RNA from Rodentolepis nana, 1329 nucleotides. NCBI's taxonomy places the organism in Eukaryota, Metazoa, Platyhelminthes, Cestoda, Cyclophyllidea, Hymenolepididae. The record is from the annotation of a GenBank genome assembly.
AUGGAUCUCUACCCAAAUCCUAUCGAGAAAAAAUCGACAGGUGGAGCUGGUAGUGUGUUUGGCGCAGACAGGAGGCUGAAAGCUCGAUUUCGAAAACAUGGCAGCGCACUGCAAGAAUACUCGGCAGAAAAACAGCCUUUACUGCUCACAGUGGGCAAAGGAAAAAUUGCUAAACAUUACCGGGGUGUGAAGGAGGGCACAUUAAAUGACAGCAAAUAUUUCAUCUUCACUCAUAGGAGUGAUGGAGGCUUUGAUGCCUAUCCGGUGUCUGAUUGGUAUACAGUGAAACAAGGGAUCAAGACUAAGCGCUUAAAUGACGAGGGGGGAGAAGGGGAGUUUUCUAACGGAGAUAAAGUCUGUGGCAAGUUUAAAAUAAUACAAAAUGCCAAACCAGCAACACGGAGUUACCCUGUGGGUAUCGAGGAGAAAUUAGUUGUUUCAGAAUUUGACGAGUGGAAGGUCUACGAUCGAAGCGAUGGUGAAGUGGGAUCAGGAGACGAAGAAUCUGAUUUUAAACAAAUAAUAGCUCAGAAAAGGAUGGAAGAAAAACGACGACGUAGAACCAAUAAACGCAGAGGUAGACCUGCUGUAACUCGUCGAAAACACAAGAAUAAUUUUACCGUUGGUUCAGAUGACGAAGAUGGAGGGCCCUUCGAUAUGAACGGAGAAGAAAGUGAUAUAGAUGAUUAUGACGAGUAUGAACUAGACUAUUUAACAGAUUCCACUUCAGAUGAGGAAAACCUCCCAGAAGAUGAGAGAGAAAAGAGUUACGAAAUACAGGGUGUUGAUCAAGAGGUGGGAUUCAUUAGCGGUGAGGAGGAGGAUGAUGAUGAGGAGGAGAAGGAGAUCAGAGAAAAUGAAAAGAAAGAAAACCGGUUAGACGCACAAUCUCAACAACAAAAACAAUGGUUUAGUGGUGAGGUAUUCCUUGACGAGAUGGAGAAAGCAUCUUCUUCUUCUUCUUCAAGUGGCUCUUCUGAUACUAGAGAAGAUUUUAAUGCAGAAUCUCAAAAGAAGUGUUCAAAGUCUUCAGGACCUUCAGAAAAAUUUGCACCUCCUCCAAAACGCUUCAAAACAAGUGAAAUUCCUCCUCCACCUCCUUCUAAUCCGCCAGUUAAAUCCUCACAUGAAAAGUUAUUUGACACCAUUCGAAAUUACCUCCUGCGUAGGCCAAUCACAAUGCAAGAACUUUUGAGGAAAUUGGGAGCAAAAGGGCUACUCAGUUCGGAUAACACUCGGAAUACUUCCAUCGUGGCAAAAAUUUUACAUGAAUUGAAACCGUUGCAGCAUUGCUUCCAGGGAAAACAACAAUUUUAUCUCAGGCAUUAA